AUGGAUGAAAAGGAACUGGAUUAUGAAUCGCUCCCAGAGAGUGCUCCAUUAUCAUACCAGCUUAUUGCGGGUGCAUUCGCUGGAGUCAUGGAACAUACCAUUAUGUUUCCAAUAGAUGCUAUUAAAACUCGAAUGCAAGCCGCUGGGAAUAGUACAGCUGGAAAAUUCAAUAAAAUAUCGCCCAAUAUGCUGGCGUAUAUAUCUAAGAUUUCUACUACUGAAGGUUCUUUCGCUUUGUGGAAAGGUGUUCAGUCAGUGAUAUUGGGUGCUGGUCCAGCACACGCGGUUUACUUUGCUACUUAUGAAGUAUGCAAAGCUCAUCUAAUUGAUCCAGAGGAUGUACAUACUCACCAGCCUUUGAAAACGGCGGUCAGUGGGAUGGUUGCCACUAUUGCAGCAGAUGCCUUAAUGAACCCCUUUGAUACUAUAAAACAAAGGCUCCAGCUACAUCCCAACGAUUCUAUGUUCCGGUGUGCAGUGAGAAUAUAUCAAAAUGAAGGCCUUGCGGCAUUUCACUAUUCUUACCCGACGACUCUAGCGAUGAAUAUUCCAUUUGCUGCAAUUAACUUUGUGAUUUACGAGUCUACUACAAAAUUUCUCAAUCCUCAAAAUACAUACAGUCCCUGGAUACAUUGUCUGUGUGGUGGUAUUUCCGGUGCCACCUGCGCUGCCAUAACUACUCCAUUAGACUGCAUCAAGACAGUGCUUCAAGUUCGGGGAUCAGAUGUCGUUGACAAGCAAAUAUUUAGAGACGCUAAUACAUUCAAAAAGGCAGCAUCUGCGAUAUAUCAGACUUAUCGAUGGAAAGGCUUCUUUAGAGGUCUAAAGCCAAGGGUUAUAAGUAACAUGCCUGCCACUGCAAUUUCGUGGACAUCUUAUGAAUUUGCAAAACACUUCCUAUUUUCGUGGACCCCCUGA
Molecule: messenger RNA, 918 nt
Organism: Eremothecium sinecaudum
Lineage: Eukaryota; Fungi; Ascomycota; Saccharomycetes; Saccharomycetales; Saccharomycetaceae
Product: HBR227Cp
Exons: 1
Coding region: 1-918 (305 amino acids)
Biological process (GO): iron import into the mitochondrion
Cellular component (GO): mitochondrial membrane
Molecular function (GO): ferrous iron transmembrane transporter activity
Source: RefSeq, a predicted model, not a curated record